Molecule: messenger RNA, 1275 nt
Organism: Umbelopsis ramanniana AG
Lineage: Eukaryota; Fungi; Mucoromycota; Umbelopsidomycetes; Umbelopsidales; Umbelopsidaceae
Exons: 5
Coding region: 160-1137 (325 amino acids)
Source: RefSeq, a predicted model, not a curated record
CCUACGCUGCAAGCAGACGACAUGCCGAGUGAUAGACGGAGGACCCAUGGUUUAGAUCUACCUUUCUGACGUCAGGUCAGUAUACCUGGUGCUGUCAUCCUCCCUGGUUGCGUAUAGUGUGUGUAACCAAAGUAGUGGGCCUGGUCAUUUUAAAGAAACAUGGGCGACGGCAAAACAAAAACGCUUCAUAAGAUCACUCGAUGGGGAAGCGCGUCUAACAGCGGUAGCAGUACUCGCACAGGUGGAGGCGCUCAUGCUGCUGCCAAUCAACCUCUCACUCUCGUCGAACCCCUGGAUCCCGAAGAUUUGAAGCAAGGACAGUUGUACAUUGUCAAGAUCUCGCUUGUCAAGUUGGCUUUGUUUGAAGGCUGGCAAGAUGAUAUGUGUUGUUGGAGUGUAUUGCGCGACGAAUCCAAGCCCAUGCGUUGGUCGGAAGCCCGUUAUCUUCCAGGUGAUUUCUAUGCUUAUGAGGCGUUUGAUGAAGCGGGCAAUCCCCCAGUCUAUAUCUGGCAAAGACUGUUGAACACCGACAUCCCUCCCAACUGGUUCAGUAUGUUUGAGGAAGCUCGACGAAAGCAGCGGGAAUGGGAGACAGGUUUCGAUCAGGUACAUGCCAAUGGACCCACUUAUCAACUGACUGAUUAUCAUGCAACCAAUGAAGAAGCUCAGGCUGCUGCUGGUGCAAGCGAUGAUGUUUCUGAGGUGUCAAAUCAAGUCAGUGCUAGUGAAGAUCGUGAAAAACUUCGCGACUUUUUGGUCGGAGAGCAACCUCAACGUGGAAACUCCAUCAACAAUGCUUCCAACGUGGAAAACAGUGCUCCUCACAGCCCUGUCCCUUCCCACAUUAGUCAAAUCCCCGUAGCUGCUCCCGUAGAUGGCAAGUAUGACCUGGAAUCCGCAAAUGGAUUCGGUGCAGAGAAAGCUGGACAAACGCAGGCAAAGUACGAUGAUGAUUCGAUUGAUUUUCCUCACGACCAGCUCAACUUUUCGAUUCCUGAUUAUCCUACUACUACCACAGCAAAGGACACUAAAGACCGAUACAAAUUGCCUGCCACGGCAAAGGCUCACAGACCUUCUGUGAAGAAUAUAUUAAAGUCCUUCAAGCAACAUGAUCAGACCCCGGCAGGUGCUGUUUAGCCAUGAUAUUCCUUUCCCUUUUUCUCCCGUCCCUCCUUUCGUUCGUUUUAUCUUUAACCUCCCUCCUCGUAAUGAAUUAGUAUGUCGUUUCAGUCUCUUGGUCCACUUUACUCUCAUUCCAUGUCCAACCGCUAGAGU